This is a messenger RNA of Candoia aspera, 865 nucleotides long. Its product is annotated as C-type lectin BpLec-like. The transcript has 6 exons. NCBI's taxonomy places the organism in Eukaryota, Metazoa, Chordata, Lepidosauria, Squamata, Candoiidae. Gene Ontology annotation, molecular function: signaling receptor activity. Bases 16 to 621 code for a protein of 201 amino acids. The record is from RefSeq and is a predicted model, not a curated record.
UGUUGGUGUUGUACCAUGUCUGCCUGGGAUCUAUAUAACAGGCUCUCGGAAAGCAAGAGAGCAUCUGAGACGCCUCCAGUUCAGCUGUCCACCAGUUGUAUCCAUCCAGGAGAAGACCAUCACAAGGUCAACCAGAAGAUGGGACUUGUCACCUAUUUCAGCCUUUGCUUCCUUGGACUCCUGAUUGCCAAUCCUUUCUUAGAAGCGGAGGCCAGCUCCUGUGCCAGGCAAUGGCUGCAAAACCAGGGCAACUGUUAUGCGUAUUUUGAUAAUAAGCUGACCUGGCAAGAAGCUGAGAUCGAGUGCCAGAGCUAUGGCCGUGGAGCUCAUCUCGCUUCUGUGCUCACCAAAGCUGAGACUUUCUUGGUGGCUCAGCACAUCUCCACUUACCAACGCGACCUAAGCAAUGUCUGGAUUGGCCUUCAUGAUGUCCACCAGAACAGGAAAUGGAGGUGGGCUGAUGAAUCAACUUACAACUACAAGGCCUGGAUAAAUGAUCAGCCAGACAAUUAUGGUAAUAUUGAGUACUGUGUGGAGCUGGUGCUUUCUACAGGUUUUACAGAGUGGAACGAUGUUCCAUGCCAGAUGCUCAAUGCCUACAUCUGCAAGUAUGAGCUGUAGAGCCACCUGUAGCCUCUGCUUGUGGGCAUGCCAUUGGAUCAGAUGAAGAUAAACCAGGUUACGCUGUGGAUGCCUCUUUCAUGCCAUUCAUUACCACCCGCCACCCCACAGAAUGGAAGACCAGCUCUCAUCUAUGCCCCUUCAAAAUCCUGCUUCAGAAGAGAUGACUAGGAGUUCUCCUCCUUCUCCUGACUCUUAUCAGUCACAGUGUCCUGUGAAUAAACUCGUUCUAGUGCAUGCAUAA